Molecule: messenger RNA, 936 nt
Organism: Acanthosepion pharaonis
Lineage: Eukaryota; Metazoa; Mollusca; Cephalopoda; Sepiida; Sepiidae
Source: the annotation of a GenBank genome assembly
AUGGGUCCCAGCCUCUCGUAUGCCGCCACCCUUACCAUCAGUGCAUACGGUGUCGUUACUCCACCCGCCUUGUCAUUCCCAUCCUAUCUCUCUCUAUUCCUUUACACUCUCUUUCCACUCAUUGGAAAGUCAAGAGGUUUUAGCUUCAAUACUGCUUUCCUUCGACUGCAGCUUACCCAAUACUACCCACCAGUCGACAUCUUCCACCUAUUUCUUCUUCUUCUUCUUCUUCUUCUUCUUCUUCUUCUUCUGUCUAUCUCUCUCUCUCUCUCUCUCUAUCUAUCUAUCUAUUUGAGCCUCUUCAUAUCUAUCUAUCUAUCUACUAAUAUAUCUCAUCUGUACAUAUCUAUCUAUCUAUCUAUCUAUCUAUCUAUCUCAUUCUGUUCAUUAUCUAUUUACCUAUCUCAGUCAGUCCAUAUCACUCUAUCUAUCUAUCUAUCUAUCUAUCUAUCUAUCUAUCUAUCUAUGCCUUUCCAUAUCUUUCUAUAUAUAUAUAUUUCUAUUCUAUGUGUAUCGCUGUAUAUAUCUGCCAUAUACUUCCACUUUAUUUCUUUUAUAUCUAUCUAUCUAUCUAUCUAUCUCAUUCUGUCAGGAUCUAUCUAUCUCUUUCUUUGUUUAUCUAUCUAUCUAUAUCUAUUGUAUUUCGCUUUCUCAACUCUUUUUUUAUUUUCUCUCCUUUCUUUAUUCUAUUUCUCAUUUUACCCCUUCCUUCUCUCUCUCUUCUCUCUCUCUCUCUCACACACACACACACACACACACCGCCUCUAUUUUUCUCUCCUUCUCUUUCUUACUUACCCUACCAUUCUUCCACUACCUACUACACAUAUCGGCUUCCAUUUGAAUCUAAUUUUAUACCGAACAUUCCACUCUUUGCUUCUUUCCACAACCAUUGCUGCCUCCACGAUAAACCAUCACUUACCUUCCCAUUCUACCUGA